UCCAUCGCCAGGCGGACGAGCCCGCUGCUCUCAUCCGAGACCUCAGCGCAGACUGCUGGAUCUCAGAAACCACCAGUACCGGUUCACCGAACCUUCCAGCUCCAGAACAAAUGCAGGCGAUCAAAUGUGUGGUGGUCGGCGACGGGGCUGUGGGGAAGACCUGUCUGCUGAUCAGCUACACCACCAAUGCCUUUCCUGGAGAAUACAUCCCAACUGUCUUUGACAACUACUCUGCCAAUGUGAUGGUGGAUGGAAAACCCGUGAAUCUGGGCCUCUGGGAUACAGCUGGACAGGAGGACUACGACCGCCUCAGACCGUUGUCUUACCCACAGACGGAUGUGUUCUUGAUAUGCUUCUCCCUGGUCAGCCCGGCCUCCUUUGAGAACGUCCGAGCUAAGUGGUACCCUGAGGUGCGACACCACUGCCCCAACACACCCAUCAUCCUGGUGGGCACAAAGCUGGAUCUGCGGGAUGACAAGGACACCAUCGAGAGGCUGCGGGACAAGAAGCUCUCCCCCAUCACCUACCCACAGGGUCUGGCUAUGGCCAGAGAGAUUGGGGCUGUGAAGUACCUGGAGUGCUCGGCGUUGACCCAGCGAGGCCUGAAGACGGUAUUUGAUGAGGCCAUCCGAGCCGUGCUCUGCCCUCCACCGGUGAAGAAGCGAGGGAAGAGAUGCACCAUGUUCUGAAGAGAAAACACUGUCAUAACCCGACACUGCAUCACCAGAACCACAACAACCACUUCUUCUCUGACAGGAUGAGACAGAAAACUAACCAGAGCAAAUGUGCAAUUCUCAGAUUGCUUUCUUUGUAUUGAUGUUUUUUUAACUAUACUGGGAACAGAAACCAUGUUAAUUUUUUUCAUUGCAGAAUACAGUGGUGGUUUCUCUGUGAACUCUGUGGCAGGUUCACUUGGCCAUAGUUUGCUGAUGGUUGUUGGUUGUUUAUGAUUUGCACUGACUGUCCAGCUACUUUAUACAUACAACAUAGAACCAGAUCAUGUUGCCAUGAGGGCUGCACCGGUUUCUACAACUCGUCUUCAUACUGCUUCAUCUCUUCUUUCUCAGCCAUGCUUGCUUGCAUUAACGCAAUGGUGACUAGAUAGAACGUGAACUGUGAAUAUGCCUUGAGGUUGAAGUUUCCCUCAGUUUCUAAUCUAAGAUCAGCAUGUUGAAAUAAAAACUUAUUUACAGUAAUGUGAUCUUGCUCGUGGUGGGGAUAGGACUUCCACAUCGAGUUAAACAGCAGACUCACACCAGGUUAUUAAACAGUUAAAAUCCAAACUGAGUCUAAAAAGUUGACUUUUUGUCCCUGAUUAAUUAAUAUAAUCAAUCUGACAUUUAUUGACUUAUCUGUAAAGGUGGGGCCCCUAAAUCCGAGUCUGAAGACAUCAUUGUUUUGGUGCUGCAUAUUGCCAAAAUGGUCACCCAGCCGGAGUUGUGAUGUUGCUUCAGAACGCUGCAGAGUUGGAAGAGCUGGGUGACUUUAACCUGACCAGUAAAACCAGCUGGGAUAGUUGUUUUCAUCACCUCUGCCAUCAGUAUUAAUAACUGAUCCUUCUCCACAAGGAUUACAUGAGAGCAAACUGUUUCUAACAUCACACCCCCCCCUGAGAACGUGUUGCAGUGUGAACUCUCAGCCUUGAGGUCGUAGUUGUGCUGGUGGAACAAAAACAGCUGCGUUGAAGCUCAAGGCUGGACAGUGAUGGAACAAGUCCGUCCUACAAACAGCUGAUCUUAGUCAAGUUUCUGUGGGUAAAUUCACAUUACUGUAGACGUGUCAGACAAGCAUGCCAAACACUGGGGCUGUUCAACCUCGCUGCCUGAGUUCUGCCUCUACAGGUGGAGGAGUCUGCAUGGGUCUUAAAAUAUUCUGUCUUAAUUUAUCCCGCUGUGUAGAUGUAGUGUCUGAUCCUGUGUGUGUGUGUGUGUGUGUGUGUGUGUGUGUGUGUGUGUGUGUCAGCUGAAGUGAGACAGCGUUGUUGGACAGGUCGGGGUGGUGAUAAAAGACAGCGUUGUUUUAAGCCAAGUUUUUUAGUGUCCAGUUUUUGGUACUAUUUCAUACUGUAGUUAUACAUACGACUUUUCAACAAUACGUGGAGAUGAAGACAGACAAUAAUGGAUUAGUGACAUCUCGUGGUGUAAAGAAUAAUCCUUAGAAAGGAGUAUGUUAUUAAUAACUAGAUGUACCUGAAUAUUUAACUCUUACAAGUAAAACUAUUCAAACUAAAGGAAUUAGAGUUGCUCAUGUUGAAGUGUUGCUAACGGUGUAAAAUAAAGGGGCCUUUGUGGAGGUUUCUGCAGACUGCACCUUUGUGUAAAACAAUGUGUCUCUGCUGACCUUCAGCGUCUCUGCAGACCCUCUGUGUCUCUGCUGACCUUCAGUGUCUCUGCAGACCCUCAGCAUCUCUGCUGACCCACAGUGUCUUUGCAAACCCUUGAUGUGUCUCUGCAGACCCCCUGUGUCUUUACAGACCCUCUGUAUGUCUUUACAGACCCUUCGGUGUCUUUGCAGACCCUGUGUCUCUCUGCAGACCCUUGAUGUGUCUUUGCAGACCCUCAGUGUCUCUGUAGACCUUCAAUCUCUUUGCAGAACCUAUAUCUGUCUUUGCAGACCCUCAGUGUCUCUGUAGACCUUCAAUCUCUUUGCAGAACCUAUAUCUGUCUUUGCAGACCCUCAGAGUCUCUGCAGACCCUGUGUGUCCUUGCAGUGGGUGCCGACCCCCCCUGCAGGACUUGGUCCUGUCUCCGGUGGGCACAACUGUGGUUGAAUCAUGUCGUGUGGUCCUGCCUUGCCAAGGUGUCAAAAUGUAGCUGAGAAACAGCAGAAAAAAAGUAAAAAAAAAAAAAAAAAGUAAUAAAAAAAAGUGAUAGUACUAUUAUUGCAUGGAAGUUCUCUGGUUAUUUGACCCACUGUAAUUCUUAGGAGAGGUUGUUUGAUGAAAUGCAUCGGCCAUGUAUGUAUGUAAUGUAAGAUGACUUGUAUACUUGCUCCAACUGUUUGUCUUUUUAUUACUUUACAUGUCUAUGUGGUGGAAUUUUAAUUUUUUUGUAUACUAAAUACAAACGCAUAUGUAAGGUA
This is a messenger RNA of Melanotaenia boesemani (Boeseman's rainbowfish), 3081 nucleotides long. It is a transcript of the gene rac3b, whose product is annotated as Rac family small GTPase 3b. Gene Ontology annotation, molecular function: GTP binding; protein kinase binding; GTPase activity. NCBI's taxonomy places the organism in Eukaryota, Metazoa, Chordata, Actinopteri, Atheriniformes, Melanotaeniidae. The record is from RefSeq and is a predicted model, not a curated record. Gene Ontology annotation, biological process: cortical cytoskeleton organization; establishment or maintenance of cell polarity; actin filament organization. Gene Ontology annotation, cellular component: plasma membrane; cytoskeleton; cytoplasmic vesicle. The transcript has 6 exons. Bases 111 to 689 code for a protein of 192 amino acids.